AUGUUCAGCUUCGGUGGCCACGUUGUCGGCGCAUUCAAGCGCCGCAUCUGCCCGCUCUUAGUGGGACUCACGUCAACAACAGCAUUAACAGGCGCCGUUCAUCAUGGCAAUUGGAGCGGCUCUCACUUUCGUGUAUUUCUUUACUUUGUUAAGCUGCUUGUUGUAGACGCUACUUGGGAUGCUUCUGACAUCUUGUUCAUAGGCAACCUACUGGCGGGGCAACAUGAUACAGAGAAACAGAGGUCGCCACCUUCGAAACCGACACCCGUCACGUUUCCUUCCCUUGACCCGCCCGAGCCCUCGACAAACGCGCCGCCAGCUUCCUGGACCCAACCGGGAGCCAAGAUCUCAGGACACUUCCUGCGACUGAAGAAGCCGUCCGAUGUCAGCGAAGACACCUUGGCCUUGCUGAACGUCACGUUUCAGCCCCAAUGUAGUCUAGAAACAUUAUUAUCAUCCUUGUCAAACAACGCAGGGACGUUCUUACCCCCAAGUUCUUGGGUGCAUUCGCCUGGAGAACAAGAGGCUGUACCAGAUCCGGGAUCUACAGCCAAACUUCUGAGCAAUGGUAGAAGAUUACCUGAUCAAAGAGAGUUUCAUAUCCGGGCAAGAGAACUUCUCUUCAAGAAUGCCGAUGCUUUCUCGACACUCACGCGGAAGAGUAGUGGAGAUCAAACACCGGUUCGAUUGGCUCAUUUUCGAAAGUUCUGGGAAGGUCUUGACAAUCUAGCUUAUUACUGGGACACAUCUUUAGACGAAUAUCUUCCACCGGCCCAAGAAGCUAGCGAUAGCAGUGGGGAAACCACAGUCUCAGGUUCCCUGCAAGAGUCCACAAAAGCCGAUGGUCGGGAAACCAAACGCGAAACAGAUUCAGACCGGGCGUUGACAGCGAGGCUCGGGUCUCGCACGCCUGAAGACAGGGAGCCUCGCAAGAAGGCCAAGGUAGAAGACGCUGAAAGCGAAACACGAUCAACCGGGGCCCAUAGCACUAAUGGCACCAUCAAAGCAUCAGUGAGUGCACCGGUGUCUUCAGCUUCUCCAAAUCGUGUACUCCCAGCUCGGGCUGCACCACCCAAGACCCCGUGGGCGGCAAACAUGGAGUCUCAGAGCAAGACAGUUGACCUCUCGAACGGCUCUUACCGAGGAUAUCGUAUUGGGAAUGGUAUCGAGAUGCCUGAUCAGUACCGCAUUGAUUGCGUGCGCAGCUUCUUGGAACCUAUUGCAUGGGCAUUUGGUGUGACACUCUCACCACACCGCCGCCCUCCUGUUCUCGCGAUCGAGCACAUUCGGUUCCCUGUUCGCAUGAGCUCUGUAGCUUGGCAGGCACCCCAGGAUAGGGCCAAGGCCAGGCAUGGAUAUAUGGAAGGUCCAGUGUUGGGUCUACAGUGCAGGGCAGAUACUGGCUUUGGUUUGACAGGCAACCUAAAGAAGCAGUCUACUCUUGAUGCCGUGCGUGAGUUAGGUGGAUUAUUGUUGUUGGCACAGGAGAGAGCUAGAGAAGGAAAGUCUGAGCGCAGAGGUGGCGAGGGUAGAUGGUGGACAACAAAAGAGCGCUGGGGCGGAGGACCUGGGGGCGAAGUUGGCGAGACAAUCGGUACCACCGAGACACUUUCGACAGCCGCAGCUCCUAAACUUGAAGAGAAGCCCGUUGAACGGAACCGUGACGGGUCCAAAGCCCGUCGCAAGCCAUCACCAGCAGAGAUCUGGAAAACGCUACGACCUGGGAACCCACUGUGGGAUCCUAAAGUGACCUACCAGGCCAUUGGUAAAGACAAAAGUGUUGAGUGGGACGAUGUUUUCAUGAUCUCGUCGUUGAAUCACCACAUCAGCGUCUUGAAACUACGCAUACAUCCGGCUUAUCUUGACUACAUCACCGAAGGUAAGCUCCCCGACCAGGCGCCAUCGGAUUCCGACUGGUGCUCGCCUAAACUGCAAAGAACGAGGUGGUUCGACCUAUUCGAUGUCGAAGAUCGCACCGAAGCCAUGAGAGGUAUCUGGGGCGUCAUGUCCUAUCUCAUGCGUGCGGACACGAAUGAUCACGAUGGUACUGCUGCAAACCAAUAA
Molecule: messenger RNA, 2064 nt
Organism: Alternaria alternata
Lineage: Eukaryota; Fungi; Ascomycota; Dothideomycetes; Pleosporales; Pleosporaceae
Exons: 4
Coding region: 1-2064 (687 amino acids)
Source: RefSeq, a predicted model, not a curated record